Molecule: messenger RNA, 318 nt
Organism: Monoraphidium neglectum
Lineage: Eukaryota; Viridiplantae; Chlorophyta; Chlorophyceae; Sphaeropleales; Selenastraceae
Product: Coatomer subunit beta-1
Exons: 3
Coding region: 1-318 (105 amino acids)
Biological process (GO): intra-Golgi vesicle-mediated transport; intracellular protein transport; endoplasmic reticulum to Golgi vesicle-mediated transport
Cellular component (GO): COPI vesicle coat; cytoplasm
Source: RefSeq, a predicted model, not a curated record
AUGCCUUCCUCCCCCCCGCACCCCCAGGUGGCCGUCAACACCACCAUCCCGGACGUCAACCUGUUCCUGGACCACAUAGUGGCCUCCACCAACAUGAAGUGCCUCACACCACCCCGCGCACUGGAGGGCGACUGCGGCUACCUGGCGGCAAACCUAUACGCCAGGUCCGUGUUUGGUGAGGACGCGCUGGUCAACGUGAGCGUGGAGAAGACGGCAGAGGGGAAGCUGGCGGGGUACAUCCGCAUCCGCAGCAAGACACAGGGCAUAGCCCUGUCCCUCGGGGACAAGAUCACAUUGAAACAGAGGGGGGACUCAUGA